CGGGGCUUGGCCGGCAGCGGCGGCCGCCGCGGGCCGCCAGACCCAGCCGGGGCGGACAGCAAGUGAGACGGGGAGGCCGGCAGGACCAUGGCUUCUAUCGCCGAGCGCACCUUCAUCGCCAUCAAACCUGACGGAGUCCAGCGGGGACUGGUGGGAGAAAUCAUCAAGCGCUUUGAGCAGAAAGGAUUCAAACUGGUGGCCAUGAAAUUAAUACAUGCUUCUGAAGAUCUCCUGAGAGAACACUACAUUGACCUAAAGGACCGGCCGUUCUAUGAGGGUCUGGUGCAGUAUAUGCACUCUGGACCUGUUGUAGCUAUGGUGUGGGAAGGUCUUAAUGUGGUGAAGACUGGAAGAGUGAUGCUGGGGGAAACUAAUCCAUUCGAUUCAAAGCCUGGCACUAUUCGUGGUGACCUCUGUGUUCAAGUUGGAAGGAACAUCAUUCAUGGGAGUGAUUCUGUAGAAAGUGCUGAGACAGAGAUCAAUUUGUGGUUCACUCCCGAAGAACUGGUUGAUUACAGGAGCUGUGCCCAUGAAUGGAUCUAUGACUAAAACUGAGCCUAUACCUUCUGAUAUCCUGUGAACAGCUGCUAGCCUCUAGCUGAAAGCCCUUCAUAUAAACUGGUAGAAACCUGUCUCAGAAAUCCAUGAGAUUGCUCUGUUGUGAAUAUUAAAUACAGCCAGUGAUUGCUGCUGCUUUGGUUAAAGAGCUGUCAAGUUAUAGAUGGAAUUGUACUGUUUGAAAAGCAUUGUCUGGGGGUGAGAGAUAAGAGAUUAAAACACAGGCCACACAAUGCAUGUAUUUUCCUGAAAUACUCUGUAGCAAAAAAUCAUAUUUUGGUAA
Messenger RNA from Colius striatus (speckled mousebird), 841 nucleotides. RefSeq names its product nucleoside diphosphate kinase. The record is from RefSeq and is a predicted model, not a curated record. Gene Ontology annotation, molecular function: nucleoside diphosphate kinase activity. The coding region runs from base 88 to 549 and encodes 153 amino acids. Lineage: Eukaryota; Metazoa; Chordata; Aves; Coliiformes; Coliidae. The transcript is spliced from 5 exons. Gene Ontology annotation, biological process: UTP biosynthetic process; CTP biosynthetic process; GTP biosynthetic process.